Molecule: messenger RNA, 782 nt
Organism: Dermacentor silvarum
Lineage: Eukaryota; Metazoa; Arthropoda; Arachnida; Ixodida; Ixodidae
Exons: 3
Coding region: 117-782 (221 amino acids)
Source: RefSeq, a predicted model, not a curated record
GGGUAUAUACCCGAGCAUUCGUGGUCAGCGCUCGCAAAAUUAGCAGAUCCUCGCCUCCGGUGAGGGGUUUGCUCUGGUGCCGAUACAUCGGUCCGUCGGUCAAAAAAGGGAGAAACAUGAAGACUCUGCUCUCUCUCUUCACGGCCUACCUGGCAAUCACGGUUUCCAAGGCUAACUAUGGCUACGGAAACAUGUACAAUGGCAUCGGUAGCUACGGCGGAUUCGGCAACAAUGGUUUGUACAGUGGCUUCAGCAACCCAGGCUUGUAUGGCGGCUCCAACGGCUUAGGCUUAUACAACUCGUACAACCAAGGCUUGUAUGGUGGCCUCAGCGGCUACGGAAACUUUGAUUUUUAUGGUGGAUCCGGCUAUCCGGGCUUGUACGGCGGAUCCGGUGGCCUGGGCAACUACGGCAUGUAUGGUGGAUCCGGUGGCCUGGGCAACUACGGCAUGUAUGGUGGAUCCGGCUAUCCAGGCUUGUACGGCGGAUCCGGUGGCCUAGGGAAACUACGGCAUGUAAACUACGGCAUGUAUGGUGGAUCCGGCUAUCCAGGCUUGUACGGUGGAUCCGGUGGCCUGGGUAAUUACGGCAUGUAUGGUGGAUCCGGCUAUCCAGGCUUGUACGGUGGAUCCGGUGGCCUGGGUAACUACGGCAUGUAUGGUGGAUCCGGCUAUCCAGGCUUGUACGGCGGAUCCGGUGGCCUGGGUAACUACGGCAUGUAUGGUGGAUCCGGCUAUCCAGGCUUGUACGGUGGAGGUGGAUACCCCGGUGUCCCUGUGUAA